AUGGCUGAACCCACCAAGCAGGAGAUCCAGGACGUCUUCAAGAAGCUGUCUCUUCACCGCGCAAAUAAGAACUGCUUUGACUGCCACGCAAGUAUCGACAACAACUGCUGGACCAGCAUUCCCUUUGGCAUCUUUCUCUGCACAGACUGUGGCGCACUCCAUCGUAGCUUUGGAACCCAUGUCAGUUUUGUCCGAUCGACAGUGCUGGAUAAAUGGACCUGGGAACAGCUGCGGGCAAUGACGGUCGGAGGCAAUGCUGCCGCAAAGGAAUAUUUUAACAAAUACCCAGGUUCGGAUUCUAAGGAUGCAAAGACAAAGUACUCCAGCAAGAUCGGACUUGCCUACAAGGAGAAAUUGUCCCAGAAAGUCAAGGAUGACCUGAUUGCUCACCCUGGUAGACAAGGUUUGGAGAACGAGGAGGCCAGCAAGUCCACGUUAUCAACACCAGUGUCUGCGAACGUCCCAGAGGACGAUUUUUUCAAUACCUGGAACCAGCCCAAAAAGCCUACAUCCUCAACCGUGACAUCGCCACAGACUGCCGGACCACCCGUGGUUGGACUCGGAUCUGCUGCCAACACCACUCGCACCAGUACGUCAACUUUAACGUCCAAUCGACCAGUCAAAUCAACCCUCACUUCUGCCAGAAAGACUGGCAUGGCAGCAAAGCCCAUGAAGCUGGGUGCUAAAAAGACAGGAACCAUUAGUUUUGAGGAAGCAGAAGCACGUGCCAAGGCGGAGGCAGAGAGGAUUGAGAUAUUGGGUUUCGAAGCUGCUGAGGAGGAGAGACUUCAAAAGUUGGCGGCUGAGAAGGCCAAGGCUGAGGCUGUGGCACAGGGAGGAGCUCAGGCUAACAAGGGUAUGAACGCAUCGGCUGCCCGCACCAACUACUACCAGGCCAACACUGCAGACAAUACGCGUGUCUCUUCUGAGGAUCUGGAGCGACUGGGUAUGGGUAUGGGUCGCAUGGGUUUUGGAGCAGCGCCUGCAGCAAAGCCAGCAACAGCCCGGUCAGGAUUCGGUAGCAUGGGCAGCGGUUACUCUCCUCAAGUAGAAGAGAACUCGACGGCGGCGCGGGAAAAGUUUGGCAGCCAAAAGGCAAUAUCGUCGGACCAGUACUUUGGGCGGAACAACUACGAUGCUGACGCGCAAGCCGAGGCCAGCAACCGACUGCAGUCCUUCUCAGGGGCCACUAGUAUCAGCAGCAACCAAUACUUUGGCCGGCCCGAAGAUUCACCUUCUCUCACCAGUGAUGUGUCAUUGUCGUCGUUGAGCAACAUUUCUGGAUCAGAUUUGGCCAAGAAGUUGGGACAGGCUGAUCUGGCCACUCUUAAGAACGCCGUACAAACUGGAGCCGGAAAGGUAUAUAGCAACUUGAGCUUUUAA
Messenger RNA from Linnemannia hyalina, 1383 nucleotides. Lineage: Eukaryota; Fungi; Mortierellomycota; Mortierellomycetes; Mortierellales; Mortierellaceae. The record is from the annotation of a GenBank genome assembly.